UCGAAUACUUCAGCUCCGUCGCCAGUCGGUGGCGUCUCUCCAAACGGCCUUUGCGGAGCGAGCAACAAUGGCUGGACUUGUCAAGGCUCGGGUUUUGGCGACUGCUGUUCUCGAUGGGGCUUCUGCGGUACCGGAGAUGAUUUCUGUGGGAACACUACGUCUAUGCAGACUGGAGCUGGACAAUCACUCUCAAACCUAGUUCCAUCGACAGUUGUUCAGUCUACCGGGGCUACUCUCAGUGCUCAAUCUGGAUCACCUUCGAAUACUUCUGCUCCGUCACCGAUUGGUGGCGUCUCUCCAAAUGGUCUUUGCGGAGCAAGCAACAAUGGCUGGAUCUGUCAAGGCUCAGGCUUCGGCGAUUGCUGCUCUCGUUGGGGCUUCUGUGGCACUGGAAAUGACUUCUGUGGG
Messenger RNA from Mytilinidion resinicola, 408 nucleotides. RefSeq lists its product as uncharacterized. The annotation marks the transcript as partial. The transcript has a single exon. The record is from RefSeq and is a predicted model, not a curated record. Gene Ontology annotation, molecular function: chitin binding. NCBI's taxonomy places the organism in Eukaryota, Fungi, Ascomycota, Dothideomycetes, Mytilinidiales, Mytilinidiaceae.